Odocoileus virginianus texanus is the source of this 3731-nucleotide messenger RNA. RefSeq names its product PDCD10 and GCKIII kinases associated 1 (gene PGCKA1). The record is from RefSeq and is a predicted model, not a curated record. NCBI's taxonomy places the organism in Eukaryota, Metazoa, Chordata, Mammalia, Artiodactyla, Cervidae.
CACACACGCACAGUCCCGUUCUUUCGGGCACACAGACCUCGGGUCUGUAGCAUAAGAGUAACUGAUCUUUGACAAGGAUGCCAAGAAUGCACACUGAGGAAAAGACAGUUGGGAAAACUGGAUAUCCACAUGCGAAAGAAGGAAAUUAGACCCUUAUCUUACACCAUACACAAAAAUCAGCUCACAGUGGACUAAAGUAAACCUAAGACCUGAAACUAUAAAACUCCAAAAAUAUGACAGAAAACCUUCAGGGCGUUGAUCUUGGCAUUGAUUUCUAGGAUCUUACACCAAGACCCCAGGCAACAAAAGCAAAAAUAGACAAAUGAAACUGCAUCAAGCUAAAAAAGCUUCAUAUAGCAAAGGAAAUGGUAGAGUGAAAAGCCAACCUAUGAAAUGAGAGAAAAUAUUUGGAAACCAUAUAUCUGAUAAGGAAUUAAUAUUCUUUGGGGUUUUUUUAAGGCAAAAAUACAGCUCACAACUAAACAGUAUUACUUCCCUACAGUGAGUCUUCUUUAUUAAUUUCUUUAAAUGUAAAUUACACAUACAAUAAUGAUAUAGUAACAUUCCAUUUAAAAUAGUGAUUUAACCUAUAAAAAUUUUAGUAUAAACAGAAAAAAAUGAGUGAGAAAAAUAAGAUUGCAUUCAUAGAUGAGAGAAUUGUGAGUAACUGUAAGGUAUGGUUGUAUAACUUUCAACUAUGAGAAGCAUACCAAUUUUUUUUUUUUUUCAUUUUAAAUUCAACAAGCAACCUCCUUCUCUGUAGGCCAGAUAUUGUUGAGGACCUGGAAUAAUAAAAAGGAAUGCGAGCAUGUCCUUAAGCCAGUCGUUGGACUCGUUGACUUGGCACUAGGACAGAGUUUGUCCACCACAUCCAAGAAUGCCAAAUACAUCUGGUGUCCAAAGGAAAGCUUUAGCGUCAGAUACUAAACGUUGGUGCAAAUGAAUGUAACCUGAGAUUUUGCCAAACAGGAUUACUAUGGUCAGUGAACAAUGUGUUCCUUGACUUUUUGAGAUUGACUUGACCAAAGUUGUCAUGGGAAAGUCUCUCUUCUUAGAGCUUCCAUUAUUCUGAAGACCAGGUUACAUAAAUAAAGUCCAAGUUAAAGAAAGAGAAAGAAAGCACGCCAGAGCACAUGAAAGUGCACACCAGCCAUGAAUCUAAGACCCCAAUAAAUCAGUUCUGUUCUUUGCGUAUGUUUUUAGAGAAGACACAUGUAGGCACUGUUUUCAGUGUUCUCCAGGUAUUAACACAUACACUUCUCCUAACAGCUAUAUGAAAUAAGUAUUCAUGGAUGAAGAAUUCAGGGCCUAGAGAGAUUGAGUUACCAGUCACCAAGCUAGGAAGAAAUGGGAGAUUUGAACUGCACAAUCUUCAUAUCUCUCUUUAAUUCUGAGCUCCAUACCUAGCCUCCCCAUUUUAGUGUUGGUUUUGUUGAAAGUGAAGUGAAAGUUGAAGGACUCACCAUCAACUUCCUAGGCACAUGCUAGAGAAGAUGCCAGUGACUUGGCUGUGCUACCAAGGUUAACAUUGACUUUAGCACAAAUUUAUGCUAAAGCAUUAACUUCACCAGAGUUUGUAGCACUUUCCUUCUACUCCCAGCCUCCACCCAAGUUCUCAAGCCAAGUUUAACUCCCUGAGAUGGAUAAAUAUUAACUUUUAGGCCCGCAUCACCAUACUUGCGUCACAGGCCAGAGUCUAAACAGCAGGGAACUUUAGUCUUUUCCUGUGUCUCCUCUCACAUGGACAGAGGAAGACAGAAAUGCAACCUCAGGCGUUUCUCUACAAAUCAAUAGAUGGUUGUGCCACCUUGUUCUCCUUCAUUCGACAUGGCUCUACUGUUUCCUUGGUCACAGAAUGGCUGCUUUGCAGGAAGAGAAGUUAAAUGUCUAGAGAAACCUAAUGGACAAUCUCCACAACAGAUGACAACAAAAAAUAAUCCAGAUGGGGUGCAGGUGCUGUAAAAUGAUACAAAGCUAUCUCUUCGAUCCGGUUCACGUGCCCUCCCCUGGUUACGUUAACGAAGUAAACAGCUGCAAGUUAGAUGAAGAGGACACUCUUAAAUUGAAAGACAGACAGGGCAGCGAAAUCCUGGUGCACAAGGGUGACCCUCCGAACGAGGGCUCCAGGAGAACUGCAAGCGGGAGCGGAACAGCCGCUCCGCAGGAGCCCUGCGGGCCGCCCCGAGGACCACUCCUCUCGGGGGAUGCGGUGGGGGGACCGUGUGCCGAGAAGACUGGCGGGGCCAUCAAUGGCCUCGGCCCCGCUGCUGCCCUGCCGCUCACCGGUGAGCCGGGGCCCCCUCAGGGGGACAGGGACUCUUGGGCCAGUGCUGCAAACAAAGGUCACCCGACCCAGCCCUUCCUUGAAGGAGGGAGUGCCAGGGAGCCUGACUGCAAGCAGCUGGCCUCGGGAGAGAAGCAGGUCAUCGGGAAUGGGGGCUCCGGCGCGCCAUCCAUGGCCGGGUUUGCUGCUUGGGAAGUCCCAGCCCAUGUCCUCCAGACACCCACCCCGGACUACCCUCAGCUUUGGGGCUCAGCUGAAGACAACGCUGAUCACGUUGAUCAUCAAGAGAAGGGCCGUCUUUUCAAGAUCCACUCUGAGAAGGAGCCCCAGGAGGGUGAUCACGCCCCGGCAGGGGAGUGUGGUGUGAAUAUGCCCUUCUCCGUAAAGAGAAGCUGGGAUUCAUUAAACGAGGCUGUGACAACCGAACUCCCAAGUGUCUGCUUUGACAAAGACGAUCCUGCUCAGGACGUGCCUGUGGUCGAUUCGAGAAACGGGUGGGAGGAGGCCCCUGGCUCCGCCGGAGACGGGAGCUGGGAGACGGCGGAUGAGGACGCGGAGGUGGCCGAAGCCCUCGCGGCCUUAGAAGCAGCUACUGCUGGGGAAGAGGUGGAUGAAGCCGAGUAGGGGAGGGGAUUCUCCAGGCAAAUAAGCUAGUGACGAUCGGGUCACACGGGGCUGGGUUUGCUCCUAAAACCCAGAGCUGAUAAAUGCAGCAUAUGCGGCUGCAGCCUUCCAGGGUGUUGACACCCAGCGCCAGUUGUGAUGGGUGUGAGCAUCAGUGACACGCUGCUUGUUCACUAUGGAGCGUACCACCGCCUAGAUGGGCUAAGACUCAAGAUGAGAGACCAAGUCAGAGUGGGCCACUGUGGUGGUGUCCACAGAACAGGCAGACCUUAGACGCCCUGCUGGCCAGCCUGCACAGCUCCUGCAGAACGUAUGGUGUAGGUAUUCUUGAGAACGCCCUGGAAUCCCAGCGCUUAAUCCCAGGGGCAGAGAGUCACAAGACAUUCUGUCUGAGUGUAAAAUUCCUUACCUUGCUUUUUGAGAGCCAAACAUUAUACCCAGUCAGGGAAAGGUAACUACCCCCACUUAAAGUGCCUAAUGUACCCCCCAGAGCAUGGCUUACCUUCAGGGACAAUCAUCCAGGGAACCGAUCACUAACCACUUGUUGGACAGAGUGGAGCUUGGCAGCUUUCAGGGUGGAGCAGGAACCGCCUGUAGACAAAUGGUUAGUCAUUAGCUGUGAUAUCAGGCCACCUUGACCUUAACUUUUUUACAUUAUUACUUUUUCAUCUCCUUUGGGAUUGGGGAGUUUGGUCAGAAGAAUUCUUUAAACUGCUUGUGUCAAAUUCAGGUUUUUAAGUUCGUGAGAUUUGGAACAGCAAAGAGAUAGACGGAGUGUUUUGUGCCAUGUAAUGUCUGAUUGUGAUUAAACAAUAAUGACAUA